Molecule: messenger RNA, 2714 nt
Organism: Trichomycterus rosablanca
Lineage: Eukaryota; Metazoa; Chordata; Actinopteri; Siluriformes; Trichomycteridae
Gene: snx24
Product: sorting nexin 24
Exons: 7
Coding region: 84-602 (172 amino acids)
Molecular function (GO): phosphatidylinositol phosphate binding
Source: RefSeq, a predicted model, not a curated record
GGUUCUCACCGAACCCGAAACAUUUAAAUUCAUUUAUUUAUUUUAUUAUUAUAAUAGAUUCAUUAAGUAUUAUUUUAUUUACAAUGCACCCGAUAACAGUGUCCAUUCCGUCGUUCCGUUCAGAGGAAAACACGGCUGAGAAAGGAUACACGGUCUUUAAGAUCGAGGUGUUGAUGAACGGCCGACAGCACACGGUGGAGAAACGUUACAGCGAGUUUCAUGCGCUGCACAAGAUGCUAAAAAAGAUCAUCAAACCCCCCGAGAUGCCAUCAAAGCAUGUGAGGAACUGGGUACCCAAGGUUCUGGAGCAGAGAAGACAUGGACUUGAGGUUUAUCUUCAGACUAUAAUCAUGGAAAACGAGGUCCUUCCCAAAAUAUUCCUGGAUUUCCUGAACAUCCGUCACUUCCCAUCACUGCCGAAAACCGAGAGCUGUGGAUCCUUUGAGACGGAAUCUGACGAAUCAUGUAAACUGACGCAUCAGCCGGCGCUGCUCUUCCUGAGGGACCCGUAUCUGCUUCCUGCUGCCAACGACUCGAUUUCCAACGUGGUGAUCGAGGGAGUGAUCCACGGGAUCUUCUACCCGGAUCUGCAGCCCAGGUAGAGCGACGCUCCCCCAGCCGGAUCAUCGUCUCACCUGGUGCACCCAGAGGCAUUUCUAACACUAACACUCGCGGUACCGGCUCACGCAGGCCGAACCUACUCACUACGUUUAUUUUAGGGUGUGUGAGGCUCAAAGGGAUGAAUUUAUUAAGUUUUUAGUGUUCGUAAUGAGUCCUGGUGUUCCAUACAAGGUAAAAAUGCUACUAAUGAUUAUGAUAAAAAACUAAAUCUAACGUUUAAACUAGAGCUGGAAAUGUGAUUAAAAAAUAUUAAUCAAUUUUAAAUGUGUUCAUGUCAUGAAAUCAGAAAAUCAGUCUUCCCCCUUUUUUGCACCUAAAUCAGUUGUGACCAAUUAUACAAGCCCCCAUUCCCCUGAACAAGGACAGCCAAAGCUGUUACAUGUCCCCUCAUGAGCAUGGACCGCUUCUUUUCACCUGCCAGGGGCGGGGACUCACAGAGAGCGACAGUGUCAUCUGUGAUCAGCCGCCCCCUGUUGAGGUGCCCUGACCGGUCAGCAGAGGUCACACUUACACCAGCGAUAAGGAACCCUGUUUCAGUCGUUGUCCCUCCCCCCUACAGACCUACAGCCAAUCAGAUGGCUAAUAGCAGAACUGAGAUUCGAACUUGACAGCUGAGCAUGGACCGCUUCUUUUCACCUACCAGGGGCAAGGGCUCACAAAUUUACACGCUGUUAUCUAUGAUCAGCCGCCCUCCAUGGAGGUGUUUCGAUCAGUCAGGAGAGUUCACAACUACACCAGCAAUGAAGGACCCUGUUUCAGCCGUUGUCCCCCCCCCCCUACAGACAUACACAGCCAAUCAGACGGCUUGACGGCUCGAGAUCUCAGUCCUGAAUCUUUUUUAUGCCGGAUCCCUCCCUGACACAACCCUCCCAUUUCUAACCAGGCUUGGGACCUGCACUGAAAGCACACUGACAAGUGCACUUCCCCUUAGCCAGACAGUUCGGACCCAGCCAGUCGUGUCUGUGUAGACGCCCGAACGGCUGAUAGCACCGCCCAGACUCAAACCCCAGAUCUCAGUCCUGAACCUUUUUUACGCCAACGCCUUUUCUGGCGCACCCCUCCUAUUUCUAACCGGGCUUGAGACCUGCACUGAGAGCGCACUGACGAGUGCACCUCCCAUUAGCCAGACAGUUUGGGCCAUACUCCCCCCAGACACAGCCAAUCUUGUCUGUGUAGAUGCCCGAUCGGCCGAUAACACCGCAGAGACUCAAAUCCCGGAUCUCAGCCGUAGUAGGGUUGCGUAUUUUACUCCUGUGCCAUGUUGAGCGCCGCUGAUGCGCCGAUGCAGUUAGGUAGUCAUCACAUGAAAAUCUUUCCCUUAAAGCUUCUUUGAGCAUCCAAAAAGGUGGAAAUCAGAUGGAGCUAAAUCCAGACUAUAAGCGUCUCUCAGACACGCCCGGUUACUCCUCCCACCCUCACCGCUUAUAAUCAGAAUAUACAAGUGAGGAAACUUAUUGUACUACAUUAUUUACAGUAUACACUAUAUGGACAAAAGUAUCGGGACGCCCCUUUAAUUACUGAAUUUAUGUGUUUCAGCCACAACAGCUGCUAACAGGUGUAAUAAAUGCUUCUGACUGUGCAGCAACAGUUUAGGGAAGGCCUUUUCCAGCAUGCCCUGCACAGAUCAGCCCUACCAACAUUCCUUUGUUCUACUGAAUAGGCACAAAUUCCCACAGACAUACUGACAGCCUUUUCAAAAGAGUGUCUGUUGUUCUAGCUGAAAAGAUCCCACAGAGCUCACUCACGGUCAGCUCAUGCUCAGGCAUCCAAAUACUUUUGGCCAUGUAGCGUAUGAUACUGUCCCAUCACUGGAAGUGUAAUGUUUAUUAAACUGGAAACGAUGGUGUAACACUAUUCCACACAAACCUAACAGCUCAUUCUGUGUACAGAUGUGACGUUCUAUGUUUACUGAAUAUUUAAACCCGAUUCGCUCGUUUUUGUUGGAAAUGUCGCCGCGUUUCGGAUGAUCCUCGACGCCCAGGGUCCCUGACCUCUGUGUAAAGCACUUUAAACUGGAAAUAAAACACAAAUUCUGAUGAAUGUUCAGUUAAAUAUGAUUAAAACACAAAGCAAUAAAGACUAAAUGCUAUAAA